Pseudoliparis swirei is the source of this 2610-nucleotide messenger RNA. RefSeq lists its product as uncharacterized. Gene Ontology annotation, molecular function: metal ion binding; mRNA binding. Lineage: Eukaryota; Metazoa; Chordata; Actinopteri; Perciformes; Liparidae. The record is from RefSeq and is a predicted model, not a curated record. The transcript has 2 exons. The coding region runs from base 123 to 1406 and encodes 427 amino acids.
CGGAGCACAGCUCUAAGGAACUCUGACUUGAGUCUGGGACACAAGGCAUCGGGACAGUCAGCCGAGGAUCAGAGCUUUACAUCUUCUUUUUUGUUCUUCAUCCUGGCCCAAAGGGAUACAGCAUGUCCGAAAUGCUCGACAACAUCUUCACCAAGAACUUCCUGAACCUUGCCCUGGAAGAAGCCUUCCUCCCGAAACCGUCUCAGCUCAAAGGCCCGGGGCGGAGUCGGCUGAACCGGUCGGCCUCCUUCUUCUCCCCCCUGUCGCCCCCGAGCCACAGCCUGAGCGCCGAGCACGUCGACGACGACGACGCCGACGGCAACAACGGCCCCUUCUGGUCGUCCAACAUCUGGAGCCAGGGCCCCGUCUCCAAGCCCAAGCCGCUCGCCUUCCGGCCCGACCGCUCCAUGAGCCUCACCGAGUCCGGCGGCGGCGGCGGCUUGUUGCUGUCCUCCGCGUUUCCCGCCGCCGCCUCCUCCGCCGCCGUGGCGCCGCCGCCCGGCUUCCCCGCCUCGUCCGCCCUGCCGCCCCAGGUCCAGCCGCCGGUGGCCCCCAACCGCUACAAGACGGAGCUGUGCCGCGGCUUCCAGGAGACCGGCAGCUGCAAGUACGGCACCAAGUGCCAGUUCGCCCACGGCGAGGAGGAGCUCCGCGGCUUGUUCCGCCACCCCAAGUACAAGACGGAGCCGUGCAGAACCUUCUACAACUUCGGCUACUGCCCCUACGGCUCGCGCUGCCACUUCAUCCACGAGGACAAGAGCGGCGGGAGUCCGCUGUCCACCGCCAAGUUCCGGGACCAGCAGCAGGCGCCGGGCGCCGGCGGCCAGAACCCGCGCCACCCGCUGCGCCAGAGCGUCAGCUUCGGCGGGUUCCUGGGCUCCUCGCGGUCCUCGCCGCCGCCGUCGUUCCUCUCGUCCAUCAACGACCCCAACCUGGGCUUCAGCCGCGCCCACUCCGUGUCCCCGCCGCCCGCCGCCCUCCUCUCCCCGGUGUUCGGCGGCGGCGGCGGCGGCUCCCUGCAGAAGGCGGCGGCGGCGGCGGCGACGGCGUUCCACUUUGGCAACCGCCAGACCCGAGCCAGCGCCGGAGACAUCCACAGCAUCCCCCUCCUGAUGGAGCCGCAGAAGGCCUCGCACUGCGUGUGCGGCCACGGGAAUAACUUUAACGGCAGAGCCGCCGGCGCGGACGGUGACGGCGGCGGCGGCGGCGCCGUCGUGGCGUUCCCCGGCGCCGGAGGCCACAGGGGGUUCGCCAAGCCCGCCGGACUCCAGCGGUUCUCCUCCGAGGACUCCCUGGAGGACAGCUACAGCAGCAGCAGCGGCGGCUCCAGCGGAACCGAGUCGCCGACGUUCGACGCCGCCACCAAGAGGCUCACGGUGUUCGAGCGCCUGUCCCUGUCCGACUAAACGGGCCGAGAGAAGAGGGAACCGAAAGGAACCGAAAGGAACCGAAGAGAACCGAAGGGAACCGAAGAGAACCGACACCUCGCUAGCCGUCGUCCGUUCGUCUGAACUUCUGUUUUCGGGAACCGGGACCGAUCCGGUACAAGUCGACCUCGUGACACGACAACACUUAAGUUCUUAAUUUAUGUUCGUAAAGCACUCGUCUCGGAUGAAACUAAAUAACUAAACGCGGAGAUGAUUUUUAAGAAUCCAAAAAAAUGUUAUCAGACUCUAUUUUUAUACUUCAAGAUAUCGUGUAGCCUCUCGAGACCUUUGUACGUGGUCUUCCAUAAGCAAAUUAACUCUUUUUUGUGCAGGUCUUGCCAGUUAAUAGCCUGGUGCGUCCUUACUGAUAAUCUGUCGUGAUCAAAAAGGGCUUAUCUUUAUCGAUAAUCAUUCAUUCCCGUGUCUUUGAAGAUUCUCAGAGUUGGACUCAGUCGCCCCCGAAAUCCGUGACGCCUGACACGUGUCAACGAUGCCAUUUUUUAUCUGUGAUAUGCACUUUACAGCUCAUCCAAAUGGGAGGAACGUCAUGUCUCCCAGUAGCAUUCAACCAAAGCUUCAUACUUCCCUCUGUGUGUGUGUGUGUGUGUGUGUGUGUGUGUGUGUGUGUGUGUGUGUGUGUGUGUGUGUGUGUGUGUGUGUGUGUGUGUGUGUGUGUGUGUGUGUGUGUGUGUGUAUGUGUGUGUGUAAUUAUUCCUGAGACCUGUAAAAGGGGCAAAAUACCGAAAGAUCAAAAGUGUGCCAGCGAUGGUCAGUAAGUUACGAUAUGAAUCUGUGUGUCACACUUUAAUCAUGUACAACGUGAUGUCGUCUUCGUGUGGCUUUUAAAUUGCACCCCCCCCCCCCCCAUCUCCCCCCCCUGUUUCUUUGACAAUCUGGUUCAGGGACUUUCACAGCGCAGUAUUCCUUUUUUCUUUUCUUUUUCCGGUCAUCGGUUCGCCUCGUUGUUUAACUUAAAAACUAAUAUAUUUAUUAUAUUUAUUUUGUGUUUUCAAAAGAAAAAAAGAAAAAUGUAUUUUGUACUUUAUUUAUGGAGAAAAUAUUUCGACACCUGUGAAAUACCAAUGUGAGGAAAAAAGCAGUAAAAAAAAAAAAAGAGUCUUAUAUUUUUAAUUGCCUGAAAAAAAGGGGACAAAGUUAAUUUCUGAAUAAAGAAAUGAAUUUA